Acanthaster planci (crown-of-thorns starfish) is the source of this 2358-nucleotide messenger RNA. RefSeq lists its product as uncharacterized. NCBI's taxonomy places the organism in Eukaryota, Metazoa, Echinodermata, Asteroidea, Valvatida, Acanthasteridae. The record is from RefSeq and is a predicted model, not a curated record.
CUUGGGCGCGCGUUAUAUGUGCCAUUACAAAAUACACUGUAUAAUAAUCAUGCUCAAGUAUUGUGCGUAUUGAGUAAUGUGUAGGUCUACGUGUGGCAUCUAAAUUCUGACCUCGUUCUAGUGGUGCAUGAGUAUCGGGGAAAAUGGCGUCGAAAUCAAAGAGGCUCAACUUUUCGGUGUUGGAGAGAGACAUUUUAUUGCGUCUGAUCGAGAAAAACAUCGAGAUCGUCGAGUCGAAGAAAAACGACGGCUUGACGGUGAGGCGAAAGGAUGCGGCCUGGGCUCGGAUAGUGGCCGCCUUCAACGCUGAGCACGAUGUGGUGAAACGGACGCAUCGUCAGCUACGGAAAUACUGGAAUAACCUCAAGAUGCGGGCCAAGAAAUCUACAGCCGUCAACGGGUAUUCCACGCUCAAGUUGCCCACGGCCAAAUCACCAGCCGCGAGUUCGACAAAACCUACCGGUGCGGCUUCCUCGUGGAACAGUUGCGGUGUCAAAACCACCGGAGGGACGGCCAAUGACCGAGUCGGCCUUGCACAGGUUGCAUGCGCGAAUACCCUCGCAGACGGGAUCCUGUUAUCAUCGCUAGUGCCUAUAGUGGUCAAAAAUGAACCGAAUGAUCCAUGGUCACCCCUCCAGGGGCAUCAGAAUCAGUGGGAGCAACCACAGCAGCAGCAACCACAACAACAACCGCAGCAACAGGAGCUGGAGAGAGAUGCAGCAGAGCACUUCUCCCCGGUACUCGAGGCAGGCCCGGAUGAAGAUGAGGCAGAGGCUUACUCUGAUGGGAGAAGCAACGGUGAAGUGGAAAACGGGGAUGGAGAGUAUGGCGACAUUCUUGAUUCGGAUGCCGAAGAUAUGGGAGAAGUUUUUGGAUGCGAAAGUGACAGUGAUUUCAGACACGAAACAGCCGACGGUCAUCCUGAAACGAACUGCGACUCCAGCCCCGGCCAACAGCAGUGGACGUCGGUGGACUACGCACGAAGCGAGCACGAGGCCAAGAUGGCCUUGCUAGCCAUCCAGAUGGAGACGGCCCACGAGCAGCGACAGCUGGCCCGCGAGAUACGUGAACAGACACGGAAGCGGUUCCGACUGGAGAUCCAGGUGCUGGAGGAGAAGAGAAGAUAUCGGAGGAUGAAGAUGAAGGCUCUAUAUCCUCAGGGACACUCAAUGUUACCCUGUACCCACGAACCUGGCGGAGACCUGGCAUCCGAAAAGACGGUUGACUGUGGUAAGGCGCCACCACCGGACAAACAAACAUCUGCGUCUAGACACUGUCAGAACGCAGAGCAAGCAGUGGUCAAAGCAACAUAGUUAACACUUAAGUGCUGUUCAGUUAUCAAAACAAUGUUGCUGUCUUUGCAAGAGGUUCUUGACGCCCAAUCAGUGUGUAUAUAAACGUAAUGUACCUGCGAACAGCAAGAGAUCAAAAGGAGAGCUUUCUCACUGUGUACCUGUGGAAAAUGCAUUUAUUAGCCAGCAUGUUCACGGCUGGCCUGAACAGAUUUUAAGUUUACCAAGGUGAGGAACACGACGUUGCAAGAGGACUGUUGAUGUGGCAACGUGUGCCCAAAGUGUCGAAGCUGUAUUAUCAUGUUUUACGGAAGCCUACUUCGGUGGAUCUAUAAGAAAAGUUGUUGGGUUCAGGCUACAAAAGGAGUAAGGAAUCUGCGAGGGUUCCUGAACACAUUGCAAUAAAAUAAAAUGAACACUGAAAACUGGUGCGUUCUACGUACUGCCGACAUCUCAUUAAGAAAAAUCAAAACCUUGUUUCAACGUUCUCCAUCUUCCGGUCGUGACCGUAUAACACUUUGUCAUAUUUUAAAGAAAGAUUUUUUCCGUGUAAGUCCGCAUCAAACUAAAUAGCCUCUUCGAGUCCUGAAAACAAAAUGUUUGUCCCAAAGAGAUUUGGCGACAGUCAGGCGUCCGUUUCAGACACAUUAUCUCCUACGCUGGAAUUUUUAAAGUUUGCCAUAAGUAAUGACGAUAAAAUCUCAACACACGGCAUUGUACUGCAGCUUUAGGGAUAUCAGCGCGAAUCAAUUUGCAUGGAAUUGGUUUUGUUCAUUCCAUAUAGAGCCAGCUUUGUUAUAAUCCUUUGUGCUUCCCGUGAUAAACACCAGCAUACAGUGGCAUUAUCACAAUCAUUACAAAUGCAGUCGUUUCAAUUGUGAGCCCAAUAAUUCUAAACAGUCCUGUUUAUUCAUUCCCGAUUUCCAUAAGCCUUAUUUGCACACCGAUUUGUAAAAACACCAAAUUAAUUUGUCAGUCUAAAUUAAAUGGCCAAAUUUCACUGAGGAAAAUAAGUAACGUAUGCGUCAUUAAUUCAAAUUCUUAUUUUCCUCCUUUGCCUCGGAAA